AUGGUUAAAUUUCACCAAGUGAAACAUAUUUUUGAUAUACUAGAUAAAAUGCGAUGCCUGCGAAAACGUUCUACUGUCUCAUUCUUGGGAGUUCUUGUCAUUUUCCUUCUGUUUAUGAACUUGUACAUUGAAGAUAGCUAUGUUAUGGAAGGAGACAAACAGAUUUUAAGGGAAACAUCUACACAUCAGCUGAGUUCAGAACACUACAUGCAUACUUUCAAAGAUUUGUCCAAUUUCUCAGGAGCCCUCAAUGUCACCUAUCGCUACUUAGCUGUCAUGCCUUUACAAAGAAAGCGAUUUCUUACAAUUGGACUUUCAUCAGUGAGACGAAAAAAAGGAAGCUAUUUACUUGAGACAAUCAAGUCAAUUUUUGAGCAAUCCAGCUAUGAAGAAUUAAAGGAAAUUUCAGUGGUGGUUCAUCUAGCUGACUUUAACUCAUCCUGGCGUGAGGUCAUGCUGCAAGAUAUUACACAGAAAUUUGCCCACCAUAUUAUUGCUGGAAGGUUAAUGGUUAUACAUGCUCCAGAGGAAUAUUACCCAAUCCUGAGUGGCCUUAAAAGAAAUUACAAUGAUCCAGAAGAUAGAGUCAGAUUUCGUUCCAAGCAAAAUGUAGAUUAUGCUUUUUUGCUCAACUUUUGUGCCAAUAUUUCAUACUAUUAUGUAAUGCUUGAAGAUGAUGUUCGUUGUUCAAAAAAUUUCUUAACUGCCAUCAAGAAAGUCAUUGCAUCCUUAGAAGGAACUUACUGGGUAACCCUUGAGUUCUCUAAGCUUGGCUAUAUUGGAAAACUUUAUCAUUCUCAUGAUCUCCCACGUUUGGCACAUUUUUUAUUAAUGUUUUAUCAAGAAAUGCCUUGUGAUUGGCUAUUGACUCAUUUCCGGAGUCUGUUAGCUCAGAAAAAUGUGAUUCGUUUUAAACCAUCUCUCUUUCAGCACAUGGGUUAUUAUUCAUCAUAUAAAGGAACUGAAAAUAAGUUGAAGGAUGAUGAUUUUGAAGAGGAGCCAUUUGACCUCCCAGAUAACCCUCCUGCAAGUCUGUAUACCAACAUGAGUGUUUUUGAAAAUUAUGAUGCGAGCAAAGCUUACAGUAGUGUUGAUGACUACUUCUGGGGGAAACCACCUUCAACAGGAGAUGUCUUUGUGAUUAUAUUUGAAAAACCAAUUGUAAUCAAAAGAAUUAAAGUGAAUACUGGAACAGAAGAUCGACAAAAUGAUAUUUUGCAUCAUGGAGCUCUAGAUGUUGGGGGGAAUAUUCGAUAUUUUAAACAAAAUAGACAAUGUGUUACUUAUAUUAAACUAGGAGAAUUCAGAAAUGGAAAUUUUGAAGUAUCUGAUGUAAAUCAAAAAAUUCCAUUUGAUAUACAUUGUAUGAGGAUAUAUGUUACCAAAACACAAAAGGAAUGGCUGAUUAUUAGGAGUAUUAGCAUUUGGACUUCUUAG
This is a messenger RNA of Budorcas taxicolor (takin), 1437 nucleotides long. It is a transcript of the gene MGAT4C, whose product is annotated as MGAT4 family member C. The record is from RefSeq and is a predicted model, not a curated record. NCBI's taxonomy places the organism in Eukaryota, Metazoa, Chordata, Mammalia, Artiodactyla, Bovidae. The transcript is spliced from 3 exons. Bases 1 to 1437 code for a protein of 478 amino acids. Gene Ontology annotation, molecular function: acetylglucosaminyltransferase activity. Gene Ontology annotation, biological process: protein N-linked glycosylation.